AUGACUUCCAUCGCCGUGUUUCCUCCCUUGAAGAGAUCCAUCACAGACAUCAUGGACGAGGAACUCUACCACAUCCCCAACUCCCCCAUCCAGUUCAGCUCGCGCAACGCCACCCAGCCCCAGACGCAGACGCAGCAGAACCAGAACCAGUCACAGCUCUUUUCGGGUUUCAAAUCGAUCAACUCGUCGCCGGCUUUGGCCCACAACACCUUGUUCAUACAUAACGCCGUCAACGGCUCCAGCUCGUCGUUGAAUGCGUCCACCACUGAUAGUUUCUUGGACCAGUACGUGUACUCGAACAAUCUCAACGCCACAUCUUCCAUCAACUCGUCGACAAACGUAAGCACCGCAAAUGCCAACAGCAAUCACGGCAGUAACGUGAAUACAAACCCUGCUAACUUCGACGCCAUGGACGUUGACGAAGCGUUCAACACCCCCAGUCUAUUUGUCAGCCCCUUUACCGACUACGGCAAUCCAGACUCAUCGCUUCUCACCAACAACCAAAUCAACCCCUUCUCGUUCGCUUUCCCCGCUCGUCCCACCAGAAGAAGACAUAUCACAACCUUAGACGAUGACUCAUCGCUUCGCUCUUCUACCAAGAAGGAAGACGACUACUUAUUGUUUAACCCCGACAUCCAGCCCUCGCACCUCAUCAACAACAAGUCGUUCUUCAACGACGAUUACUUGUUUGUGCCCAACAUAGCCAACCUUGCAGCCAACGGGAUUAUUCCAGGCUACGAAAACGACUAUUUGCUUGUGGAUGACUUUGACGAAGAGAUCGAAGCCGAUUUGUCAGAUGACGAGGAAGAUGACGACAACUACUUUCAUUUUGACGACGACUUGGACGACCUUGUGAUGAACAGCAACGAAUACCCUGAAGACAACAUUAACAUCAACGUCAACUUGAUGGACAUGGACGACUACUUGAAGAACACAAGCAGCACCAAUAACAAUCCAGCCGAAACCAUCAGAUUGAACAAGAAUGACGUGAUGAACGGUGGCUACAUUGACGUUAAGCAGGACAAGAUCGCACAAUCUCACGAAAUCUCUUCGCAUGAAAUUGACCACGAGGAUGACAUUGACGAACUUGAACUUGAAGACGAAGAAUUUGACGACAGAAGACAUUCGACGAAGUCGUUUGCCCAUAAGUCGGCAGCCGAAAUAUCCGCCAAUAACCCCAACCACCAGUGCGACUUGAUCAAUCCAUUGACGGGAGUCCCUUGCAACAAGCAAUUCUCCAGACCUUACGAUUUGAUUAGACAUCAAGAGACGAUCCAUGCUUCGAAGAAGAAGAUCUUUAGGUGUGUCAUUUGUGAAGGUAGAGCCAACGGGGGUCCAGGUAACGGAAAACUGAAGACAUUCUCCAGAGGCGAUGCUUUAUCCAGACACAUCAAAGUGAAACAUGGAUUGGUAGGUAAAGAGGCGAUUGACAUCAUCAAUGCCGCUAAAGAGAAUGUAGAGUAUGUGAGCGUAUAAUGAUUUUGGUUUGGUUUAUUUGGUUUUUUGGAGUUCUUGUACAUAGUCUUCUACAUCUUAUAUAUAGCAUAAUAUAAUCUUAAUGAUAG
Messenger RNA from Scheffersomyces stipitis CBS 6054, 1565 nucleotides. RefSeq names its product stress-regulated transcription factor (gene RPN4). The record is from RefSeq and is a predicted model, not a curated record. Bases 1 to 1476 code for a protein of 491 amino acids. The transcript has 4 exons. Lineage: Eukaryota; Fungi; Ascomycota; Pichiomycetes; Serinales; Debaryomycetaceae.